CUUAUGUAUGAUGGCUUCCCAGGAAGAUGAUGUUGAUGAUCUUGAAAGUUGGGAAGAUUUAACUGACAAUGGGGUAUUAGAAAAGAAAUUACUGAAACUAGAAUCUACAACAGAGAAAGAACCAGGAAGUGAUACAUGCGGCGAACGGCCGACCGUGACGGAGGACACACAUCGUACGCAGUAUCAGCCGCAAGCCGGUCAUCAUGACAAUACAGCCAGAUACCACCAUCGCAGUCGGCAAGACGAGAGACCCAAAGACACCGGACGGGACAACGGGAUUUUCGAUAGCAAGAUAGCCGGCCGCGCGUUUUUUUCGCGCGAUAGGAAAUUCAAAUCGGCGUCGUUCGUCCGCUGCCCCCGCUGCUGCGUUCUCCCGUGCACCUGGCCAGAGCUACCGCUACUUACACUGCUGCUAGGUCAAUGAUCGGUAUAGGUCAUCAUCAAUAGCUUUGCCGACACUUUUCGUGUGUAAGAGCAUUGCGACUGACUCGUUAUCGGAACACUGAACAAUUGUAUAGUCUCGCUCUAACCAUGGGUGCAGUGUAAGUUGUAAUAUUCCACUUAAAAAUGAAGAUAAAUAUU
Molecule: messenger RNA, 582 nt
Organism: Priapulus caudatus
Lineage: Eukaryota; Metazoa; Priapulida; Priapulimorpha; Priapulimorphida; Priapulidae
Product: SUZ domain-containing protein 1-like
Exons: 4
Coding region: 8-424 (138 amino acids)
Source: RefSeq, a predicted model, not a curated record